GUCAAUACACUUGCUACACUACUGGCUUACUGGCUUACUGGGCUAUAGUGAUUAGUGCAGUACAUACUACCUGAUAACCAUAGUGAAGUCACAUGACCACUACUUUCUCUCCUUCCCAUCAGCCCCUCUUCAAUCUCACUCUCACUCUCUCACUCCAUCCUUCCAUCCUUCGUUCUGCUCCCCUCCAUCUUCGCCCCAUCCGUGGGCUUACUCAUAGUGACUUUCAAGACCUCUCUUUCCCUUCUUUGAUGAUUUCGUGAUCCGUAUCUCCACCCAUCCCCCCCAUCUCACCAAGAUUGGCCAUGUUCUCCACCUUCUCCGCCAAUCUCAACUCCACCGAUCGCCCCGCGGAGCAACAACCCGCCGCCGCUCCCCGACCCAAACGCAACCAGGUCGUGCGAGCCUGCGACUGGUGUCGCGUCAAUCGCAUCAAGUGCGACGACAAACAGCCAUGCCAGAACUGUCGCAAUCAUGGCGGCCACUGCAGUAAUACCAAACAGUUCGAAGCCAGUUCGCUGCCCGCCGCAAACCGGGAGAUUCAUCGACUACGGAAUCGGCUCAAUGAUUUACAGGAGCAACUCGACAAGGCCGUUCAUGAAUCCAAAGCCCAACGCCGGCAAUCCCCGAUCGCCUCGAAUCCCACUACGACGAGCAUCACCUCACCCGCAGACCUUCCGAUCGCACACCGCAAAACGUGGGACGGUCUGUAUGCCGCGGGGUCCCAGACCGGGCGAGUCAUCCAUUAUGGGCCACAAUCCUCGCCCUACAUGGUACUGCGCCUCAACCGAUUCAUGUCUGAAUCAGCCAACCAACUCCACCUCAAAUCGCCGCUUCCUGUUCGACUCUCCCAGAUCCACCGCCACUCGCCCACGAUCUCGCAAGAGCAAUUGACGGACCAGGCCGAGUGGCCAAGCCUUCGUCUGGGUCUGACGGAGGUCGAGGACUUGUCUCGGGAGCAAGAAGAGCAUUUCCUGGUACUGCUCUGGCAGGCCUAUCACUUCAUGUAUCCCAUUGUCGCAGAGGAGGAGUUCCGACAGUACUACGACUCGCUGUGGGCGGGAACCAACGGGCAGUCGCCGCGACAGCCGUCCGCGCUCGUAGAUAGCUUGCUGGCCGUCUGUAUGCAAUACAGCAGCACCUUUUUAGCCGACGACGAGGACAUGAUGGACGGCGAGACGGCGUCGCAAGCAAAUCACUUCACCACCGCGGCACAUGCCUAUUACCGUCGAAGCCAGCGCGUACUGAUAGAGAGACUCGAAUAUCCUUCAAUCCGGACACUGCAAAGCCACAUCUACUGCAUCAUUUAUCUGUACAACACUGCCAACUUGGACACCGCUUAUGCCCUUCUCGGUCUAGCAGUUAGGGUUGCGCAGAUGCUGCGCUUGCAUAUUCGGCCUCUGGAGCCCACCCCCAGGGCGUCGCAGGAGCUGCAUUCGCGGAUUUGGUGGUCGCUCUACCAGUUGGACAGUCAGAUCUCGAUGACACUGGGUCGUCGGCCAUUGAUCAACACGGACGAGGUAGGUUGCGCGAUGCCACGAGAUACGGGUGACGUGGUGCAACUAUCGUCUACGAUGUUGGUGUCGCCCCCGGAUGAGGACAUCAGCUGGCUCAGCUUCCACGUGCAGUAUAUCCGCCUGACGGCCGCGGCGCGUGGGGUCUACACUGCAUUCGGGGCACGCUGUGCCGACUUGUUGAAGACGAGAGAUAUUCAAGAUAUCCACGAGGACCCAGCCAUCAUGGAGUCGCUCGCCGGGUUUCAAGGGAGCGGAGUCCGAGCGAUGUAUGACUGGGCACAAAAUGUCCCGCGCUCUCUCAAGAACCCACGCAAGGGGUCUGGGGAGGCCUUCUGCACGGAUCGCACGCCGCUCAACCUCAAUCCAGCCAGCCCGCUCUGGCUGCAGCGUCAACGGCUGCUGCUGGAGAUCAUCUACCACCAUCUACAGAUCGCCAAUUUCCGCCCAUUCAUCCGCUUUCCGCCCCGAGGCGCGUCUCUCACGCCUCUGUCAGAUAGCCACAGCAUUGCAGCACUGAACCACGCUGUCGUAGUGACGCUGAUCCUGAAUCAGGUUCUGUCCGAAACGGAUCUGCUGUGUGGCUGGACGUCGGCUUUCCAGUAUCAGUGGGACGCCACUAUCUGCAUCCUCUCCUUCGUGCUGGCCAAUCCGGUCUGUCCGCCGACCCCCGCUGCACGUAAGAUCUUGCCGAUGGCUAUGCGCACACUAGAAAAGCUCGGACAGCCAUUUGGCCCGGUCGCCAGCACGGUGCAGGCGGCUUGGGAGCAGUUCCGGAGCAGUUCCACCCCCCGCGGCUGGUCCCAACUCACCCCUCCCAGCCAAAGCUCUUCCGAGAGUUCCGUGGUUGCGCCGCCGUCAUCCGUUGCGCCGUCGUCAACCGGUCUUGGCCCCGGGCGACCGCCCACUUUGCCGCCCACUGAUCCCUUCUCCGGCUUCCUGAGCCCACUGCCUAAACUGUCCUCAACAAUGAUGUUGAAUCCUGCUGAUUUCGGCGACCCUGCGACCAUCACGCCGCCCCUCGAGCUCAUGGAUGAUCCCUCGUUCACGCUUCCGAGCGACUUCUUCAUGGGCACGGGGGGUGGUGCGCCGUGGCUGUCGAACGGGGCAAUUUCAGUCGAUACUUGGGUUGCAUACGAUGGAUCGCAAUGAUCUAGUCCAAGAUGUUCCCAAAACAAGAUACCCAGUCUUUUACUUGCGCCCUGUUCCGUAUAUCGAAUGAGGGAUAAUCUUACAAAUCUAUGCGUUGAAAUUAGUGCUAUUUUCUUGUAAAUGUUUCUCGUCUGCUAUGGGGUCUAAAAUAGAACCUGUGAUGCUUAACCUGGGUUGUUGGUUCUCGAGCCGUCUUAGACUUGUCCUCUGCUGUGUGACUGCGAGGAGAGCUUUAUUCCUUUUUUUCUGAAGUGUCGGUCAUAUUUCUGUUUUUGUUCGAGUGAAUGAAUACAUAUACCAGUCUCACAUGUCUGUCAACUUAUUGAAUAUUACUUGAUCUAUGCUUUGUUCUUCG
Aspergillus homomorphus CBS 101889 is the source of this 3018-nucleotide messenger RNA. RefSeq lists its product as uncharacterized. Gene Ontology annotation, cellular component: nucleus. Bases 303 to 2663 code for a protein of 786 amino acids. Gene Ontology annotation, molecular function: DNA-binding transcription factor activity, RNA polymerase II-specific; zinc ion binding; RNA polymerase II cis-regulatory region sequence-specific DNA binding. The transcript is spliced from 2 exons. NCBI's taxonomy places the organism in Eukaryota, Fungi, Ascomycota, Eurotiomycetes, Eurotiales, Aspergillaceae. Gene Ontology annotation, biological process: positive regulation of transcription from RNA polymerase II promoter by galactose; DNA-templated transcription. The record is from RefSeq and is a predicted model, not a curated record.